Messenger RNA from Micropterus salmoides (largemouth bass), 7463 nucleotides. It is a transcript of the gene epha7, whose product is annotated as eph receptor A7. NCBI's taxonomy places the organism in Eukaryota, Metazoa, Chordata, Actinopteri, Centrarchiformes, Centrarchidae. Gene Ontology annotation, cellular component: plasma membrane; neuron projection. Gene Ontology annotation, biological process: protein phosphorylation; cell surface receptor protein tyrosine kinase signaling pathway; axon guidance. The transcript is spliced from 17 exons. The record is from RefSeq and is a predicted model, not a curated record. Gene Ontology annotation, molecular function: protein binding; transmembrane-ephrin receptor activity; ATP binding. Bases 98 to 3076 code for a protein of 992 amino acids.
AUUGUUGUACAUAGAGCCGGUUUAGUGUCGUCAAUGGGAAGCACACAAGACGGUGGCAAAGCGAGUUACGGUCUAGAUUGAAAUCCGCGGCUGCACCAUGCUCUCCAGGUCUAUCUCGUGUCUUUGGAUUACAUUUUGCCUUCAUGUAUGCUGUUAUGUAGACGGCGGGCAAGCUCAGAAUGCGAAGGAAGUGAUUCUGCUGGACUCCAAGGCACAGCAGACAGAACUGGAGUGGAUCUCCUAUCCUCCCAAUGGGUGGGAAGAGAUCAGCGGCUUGGAUGAGAACUACACACCCAUUCGCACAUACCAGGUUUGCCAAGUCAUGGAGCCCAAUCAGAAUAACUGGCUUCGGACUAACUGGAUAGAGAAGGGCAAUGCCCAGAGAAUUUUUGUGGAACUGAAGUUUACCCUGAGGGAUUGUAACAGCCUACCCGGAGUGGUGGGCACUUGCAAGGAGACGUUCAACUUGUAUUACCAGGAAACAGAUUCGGAGGUGGGCAGGAGCUUACGGGAGAACCAGUACGUGAAAAUUGAUACCAUCGCCGCAGAUGAAAGCUUCACUCAGGGCGACCUGGGCGAGAGGAAGAUGAAGCUAAAUACAGAAGUGCGCAUAAUUGGCCCCCUGUCCAGACGGGGCUUCUACCUGGCCUUCCAGGAUGUAGGGGCGUGUAUCGCCCUGGUCUCUGUCAAAGUGUAUUACAAGAAGUGUUGGUCUAUCAUCGAGAACUUGGCCACGUUCCCAGACACCGUGACUGGAUCAGAGUUCUCCUCGCUGGUGGAGGUCGAGGGCAUGUGCGUGAGCGACGCGGAGGAGGAGGCCGACAACUCCCCCAAGAUGCACUGCAGCGCCGAAGGGGAAUGGCUGGUGCCUAUUGGGAAAUGUAUAUGUAAAGCUGGAUUUCAUCAGAAAGGGGACGCAUGUGAACCGUGCGGUCGCGGUUUCUACAAGUCUUCCUCCCAGGACCUUCAGUGCUCUCGCUGUCCGGCGCACAGCUUUAACGACCGUGAGGGCUCCUGGCGCUGCGACUGUGAGGACGGCUACUACAGAGCACUCUCUGACCCUCCGUCUGUGGCCUGCACAAGACCUCCCUCAGCGCCACAGAACCUGGUCUACAACAUCAACCAGACCACAGUUAGCCUGGAGUGGAACCCGGCGGCUGACACGGGCGGCCGCAACGACGUCACCUACAGGGUUAUAUGCCGGCGCUGCAGCUGGGAACCCGAGGAGUGUGUUCCGUGUGGACCAAAUGUGGGAUACUCUCCUGCACAGUCAGGAUUAGUAGACACUUAUGUGACCGUCAUGGAUCUGCUCGCCCACGCCAACUACACUUUUGAGGUGGAGGCUGUCAACGGGGUGUCAGACCUGAGCCGAACGCAGAGGCUGUUUGCUGCGGUUAGCAUCGCUACUGGUCAAGCAGCUCCGUCCCAGGUCAGCGAGGUCAUCAAGGAGAAAGUGCAGCAGCGCAGCAUCCAGCUCUCCUGGCAGGAGCCGCACCAACCCAACGGCGUCAUCACGGAAUACGAAAUCAAAUACUACGAAAAAGAUCAGAAGGACCGGAUCUACUCCACAGUGAGGUCCAAGUCCACAUCAGCCACAGUGAACAACCUGAGGCCCAGCACGGCCUACGUGUUUCAGAUCAGGGCCUUCACAGAGGCAGGAUAUGGCACCUUUGGCCCCAGACUAGAGAUAACCACCAAGGAAGAGGCCACAGCUGCGAUUGUCUCCAGCGAGCAGAACCCCGUCAUCAUCAUCGCGGUUGUGGCCGUGGCGGGGACCAUCAUCCUGGUGUUCAUGGUGUUUGGCUUCAUCAUCGGGAGAAGGCACUGCGGGUACAGCAAAGCCGACCAGGAGGGAGACGAGGAGCUCUACUUUCAGUUUAAAUUUCCAGGCACCAAAACCUACAUUGACCCUGAAACCUACGAGGACCCAAACAGGGCUGUCCAUCAAUUUGCCAAGGAGCUGGACGCCUCCUGCAUUAAAAUUGAGCGGGUUAUUGGAGCAGGAGAGUUCGGGGAGGUGUGCAGCGGCCGGCUGAAGCUGCCUGGAAAGCGAGACGUGUCAGUCGCCAUCAAGACGUUGAAAGUGGGCUACACCGAGAAGCAGAGGCGGGACUUCCUGUGUGAGGCCAGCAUUAUGGGACAGUUUGACCAUCCUAAUGUUGUUCAUCUGGAGGGAGUCGUGACGAGAGGAAAACCGGUGAUGAUUGUCAUCGAGUACAUGGAGAACGGCUCAUUAGAUGCUUUCCUCAGGAAACACGAUGGUCAGUUCACAGUCAUCCAGUUGGUGGGGAUGCUGCGGGGCAUAGCGGCGGGAAUGAGAUAUCUCUCCGAUAUGGGAUACGUCCAUCGAGAUCUCGCCGCGCGAAACAUCCUUGUCAACAGCAAUCUUGUAUGUAAAGUGUCUGACUUCGGCCUGUCAAGGGUGAUAGACGACGAUCCUGAGGCUGUCUACACAACAACCGGCGGCAAAAUACCUGUCCGAUGGACCGCGCCAGAAGCCAUACAGUAUCGGAAAUUCACCUCUGCAAGUGAUGUGUGGAGUUACGGCAUUGUUAUGUGGGAGGUCAUGUCCUAUGGGGAACGGCCUUACUGGGAUAUGUCCAAUCAAGAUGUAAUAAAGGCGAUAGAGGAGGGCUACCGUCUUCCAGCUCCAAUGGACUGUCCACCAGGCCUGCAUCAGCUAAUGCUGGACUGCUGGCAGAAAGACAGAGCCGAACGACCCAAAUUCGAUCAAAUAGUUGGCAUCCUUGAUAAGAUGAUUCGCAACCCUAACACCUUGAAAACCCCAGUGGGAACAUGUACUAGACCAAUUAGUCCACUGUUAGAUCAGAGCACACCAGACUUCACCGCUUUCCGCUCAGUGGGAGAGUGGCUGGAAGCCAUCAAGAUGGAGCGAUACAGAGACAACUUCACAGCAGCUGGCUACAGUUCCCUGGAAUCUGUAGCCAGGAUGUCAAUCGAGGACGUGAUGAGCUUGGGGAUCACACUGGUGGGCCAUCAGAAAAAGAUCAUGAGCAGCAUACAGACUAUGAGAGCCCAGAUGCUGCAUCUCCACGGCACAGGUGUCCAGGUGUGAUGGACUGCAACGGGCUGCAUCACAAAGGGUGAAAACAAAAACAGAACUCAUCCGGAGCAGUGCCUGGGACGUACCCGGGAUAAUCGUCAAAGUAAAUGGACAUCUGUUAUGUCUGACUCUUUCGGCUGUGUCUGGAGUGAAAGCAUUCCUUUGCUCCUCACUGAAGGAUUGUGGUCCAACUCUUCUAUGGCCACUAAAGAGAGGAAAAGGGCAAAAAAAACAGCAACAAAAGAGAAACUACCUGGACGAGACAACUCCCUUUUUUGUUACUUUGUUUUCUUUUUUAUUUAGAAGCGCUUAUGAACUCAACCACAUAUCAAAUGGUGCAUUGGAAAGGAGUUUGAUGCUUACAUUUCUUUAACUUAAUGAAUGAUUUAAAUGCACACCAUGGCUAUGGAUUUCCUUUAAAAAGAACAAAAAAACUUGUCUACCUGCGGUGGUUUCACUUGUUCAUUUUUCUAAUUUUCUUUCUGUCUGCCACAUUGAUAUGUUGUGGCCCAAACAGCAGUUUAAUUUUUCUCUUCUAUUUGGACUUGACAACAGGGUAAACUUUUAUCCAAAUGCAGAGGGAACUCUUUAGGUGCAGUCUCAAAGGUACUUUCUGUGCUGACACAUGCUGACAGUUGAACUGUUUGAACUGUUUGCAGUGACCCGUGUUUUCCUUCAUGUGCUGUUGAAGUGAAAAUGUUGUCCUUACAUGCUUGUUUGCAGGCAGCAUACAGGAGUGGAGUUUUGACAUGGUUUCAACCUUUCAAAUUUUUUUAUUAAGGAAUUGAGGAGUGCAGCACUGAGAAGAUUCAGGAGGCUGAACUGUUUUUCGAAUCACCAGACUUUUAUAUCAGAGUAGCAAUAUCCUUUGGCUUAGUGUUCACUACAGCAAAUGCAGAACGGUACCUGGUUAUUGACUAAAAUGUUGCAGCACUGUUGAAAGAUUGUAUUGAAAUUGAAGCCACCGUGAAUUGUUUUGCCAUCUUUUUGCCUAAAAUGUUGCACACAGUGUUUGUUUUGGUGCAUUAUUCAGCUACAAAUACAUUUUUUAAGGGUGGAUCCAAGAAAGGUGUAAAUGUAAUACUGCCUUAAAAUUUGUUAGAUUAAGUAUUGUCACUAUUUUAGGCACUUCAAUGACAAUGCUUUCUGCGGUUUAUUUUAAGGGUGGACAAGCUCCUUAUAUAUUUUUUUUGUUUUCCUUGUAGUGUGAUGUCUUUUUAUCUAGAACUUGAACUGGUGAAAUCAAGUGCACGGACAUGGUUCAGUGCCACGAGUGACAGAGUCAGCUAAGAAGAGGUGGACUAAACAGAGCAAUAAUUACCAGGUAGAAAUGGUCCUCACCUGAGGUUUUUCAGGUGCUAGGUUUUCUCACAUGUGUGUGCUAUGCCGAGUCAAACCCUUAGGAAAGAUUCAGUCAUCGCCGGAAAGGCAAGGAAUGUACCUUUUGGAAAGUGCUCGGAAAACUGCCGUGCCAAGUCAUCAGAGAAAUAAUCAUGUCGCAUUUUGCCACUAUGAUAUGCUAAACGUUUGAUGGAAAUCUAACAUGGCGUGGAAAUAUUGAAUUGAGGGGCUGCAGAGAUGAAAGAGGCGCCAUUCCCUUCACACUACAAAGGUGCCGAUUAGCCAUGCUGACAUCAUCUUCUGACACCAACGCACCGCCCAGAAAUCAAAGAGGCCCUUCAGGGUUUGGGUCUGAAAAUGCAGGACCACCGUCCCGGCUCUGUGGGCAGCCAUGCAGCUCCCCUGUUUAUUCAUGUGUCUCUGCCGCUCAUCCUCACAGGCGUAGAUGUGACGGCACAUUAAGGUGUCUUUUAGAUUGCUCGUCUUUUCUUCCAUUGGCUUUGGAUGGAGAACAGACAUGAGGGGGCUUUGCAAAUGAUGUGCUAAAAGCCAAUCAGCCCAUUCGGUGCCAUCUGUCUCCACCUCAAAUGCAAAAAAGAGAUAAAGUUUCCAUGUCGAGGUAUGUUUCAGUGCAUUCAUUCUUUGAUAAGAAAAUUGAGUUACUCGGCUGUCAUGUAAAGAGGAGUGGUGUUUACAGAAAAGAAAGAACACCAUUAUAACUUAUUCUGUCACUGCUGCUGAAAACUGAGAGAUAAAUCUAUAUUUUCACAGCUACAGUCAUUUCUGUCAACUUGUUUAAUCUCAAAUGCAUAGGAAAAGCCUAAGUACAUCAGGAAUCAACCUUGAGCUCACUGACAAGCAGUACAUCUAUUUGUAGCUUUCUUCAUUCUCUCCAUUGUCUCUUAAACUGCGUCCACAUUAAGCCAGCUACAUUUGAAAACACAUUUUUUUCUCUCCAUUUUGGCCCGCUGUCCAGACGAAGCUGGCGUGGAGCCUUUUGAAAAGGCUGAAAAGCAGGAGAAACAAAGAAGGUGUAAGCCUACCUUGAUAGCGUCUGGUCUGUCACCUCUACAGGGGUAGCUGUAGUCCUAAAACAGAUGUAGAGAGCAGAUGUGCACGGCUGCAAAGACAGAUGUGUUCACGUAUGUACAUAUAUUUUGGGUCUGCAUGCAGAUGGUUCGCCCCGGCCUCACAGACAUGAGGAUGGGGAAUGUAUAACUUGGGCAUAACCCUCUCUGUGAUCACUCAUUUUAAAAGUAAUACAGCUGUGUUCUCACUGAUUUUAGUGUAUUUUGCCUGAAAACUUUGCAAUCAUGAAAAGAACAAAUGAUUUUGGAUAAAACUAAUAUGUUUAUUAUCAAUUACUCUUCCAAUUAUUUUCUCAGUGAAUUGAUUGGUCUAUAACAUUAUCACAAAUCACAUUUUCUCAAAGCCCAGUUGACAUCUUCAGAUGUCUUGUUUUGUCCAAAUAACUAUCACAGGGACUACAACACCAAACAGUCAGUUAUACAUUUACUGACUUAAAACUAUUUGUUUCAGCUCUAGAUUGGUACAGUUAUGUAGGAAGUACUGUCUGCCUUUGAAACAUGUACUAUUGAUAAGGUGCAGUCAAAUUACUAUUUUACACUUGUCCCAAUGUCUGACAACAGAAACAGGAAAAAAGGCAAUGAGGGCGACUAACUGUCAAGUUCGGCUGUAUUAAAAUACUGUAUUAGUGAUCACAGACGCCACUGUUAUAUGCAGUUUUGUUGUUCACCAACAAAGGACAACAAAAUCUUGCUCUCUUGCUGUUGUCCAGCCAGACCAGAGGUCUUAAUGGAAUUGAUCUAAACAGCUAACGUGGAUGGACGUCAUUUUAAAACAUAAACUGUGUUUUCAGAACGAUCCUGCUUAGUGUGGAUGUACGUUUAGAUCACUUUUGACUGUGGGACUCACCUUUGUGAGGAGACACCAGGACUUAGCCCUGACCAGCUUUGAGCCCCUGUGUCACACACCCUUUAUCCAUACAGCAGAGCUCAGCAAUUGGGCCUUGGCCAGGCCUUUGAAUUGAAUACAGGCAUAAAGUCAUUCAGUCAGCACAAAACUCUGCAGUUCACAGGCACCACACUCUCUCACCCCUACUCUGUUUUAAACCGGGCCCUCAGAGGCCCCUCACACCCCAGGGUGGAAUGCCUCUGUCCCGUUUUUUCCUCUGCUGGGGAAAUAGCAGUUUGAGCCAAAUUGAGAUUAAGGCCAGGAUACAAUCACUUCAGCGUCCACAUCACCUGUAACCUUCACCAACAAAGUCACUUUACUGUCUGUUUCAGCUUGUUUCAUCCACAUUUUAAACUUCAGGUUGCUUAACUCUGGACAAAAAAGGUUUUGUGGUGACUCUAUUUCAGCAAAAACACAAAAAGAAUAAAACAUAAAAAAAUAAAAAACAGAAACCUGCAAGAUCUAGUUGGUUGGUAGGAAUCAGGAAUAGUAGAUAGAGUAUGAAGUUAUUUUUCAAAUCUUGUGGUUCAGCAGUUGGAAAUUAGUUUCACCAUUUUGGCGAGGUGGUGGGUAAUUCCAAAGAGUGCAGCACUGUUGAUUGUGUCAGAGAGCUGAGAUUUGAGGGAAUCUUUGUAUAUGUUCUAAUUGUAAAACUUGUAAAUUUUAUUUAUAUUGUUUUUUACACCUAUUACUCAGUAGAGAGCUCUGAAUACAUUGAAAAUGCACUAUAUUUUUCUAUCUCGCAGAUGAAUUAUUGCCACCCACAAGAUUUCAGUUGUACAUAAUUUUUCAUUUAGGACCAAAGACAGCUAUAGGAUUUCCAUCUUUACUUUGACUUGGUUUUGAUUUUGCCUUUUAGUCUGUUGUACAGUACUACAAAUUGUCAAUUUAUUAUUUAUUUUUAUGUGAUGAAAGUAUUGAGAAUAUUCACUGGUCAAAAGUAUUUUCCCCAACAGUAGAACUAUAAGAUCAUUUAAUUAGACAAUUUCUUGUUACAUAGACAAUUCCUUUUGCUUUGUAACCUUUGUAAUAGACUGUACAUAUAUUUUUGGAAAUAUAAUACAAUCUCGAAGUUUUGGGUGUC